UUAGAACUAGAAUGCAUAUAAUAGAAAGCUUAAUUUGCGAAACAUUGUUGGCCAAAAUGGGUCAACAAACGACUAAAUUAUACAGAAAGAGCCAUCAAAUGUACAGUGCUUAUUGAUGAAAAAGAGAAUGUAGACAAAGACAAACCAUUUUCACACGUGGGAAAUAGAAUUCUAUAAUCUUUUCGUAUUCAAGCGCGUACGGUACUACCUAUAAAGAGACUGCAAAAUUUCUUACCUUUUAGCUUAUCGAAAAAAAAAAAAAAAAAAGCAAAGAAAAAAAGAUCUCCAUUAUCUUCUUCUCGGUCUCUUCUUCUUCUUCUUCUUCAACAAUUCUUCAUUAUCAUUUUGACAGGUGUCUGACCUUUAUCUUACUUGUCUUUCUUUAGAGAAAUGGAAAUCCCAUCGGCUAAAUGGUUAUCUGAAUUGGGAAUGGAGGAUGCGUCAUUUAACUACCAGUACCAAAUAAACACCCUUGAUUACUCAAUUGAUGAUGUUGAUUUUCAGUCUCCCUCUUCCAAAAGCUACUCAUUAAAUGACCAGAUCUUUAACCCUCAAAGUGUACAAAAUAUGAGCUGUGCACCCAGCAAUAUUGAUCAAAGGCCAGCAAAACAGCUAAAGACCAACAGCUGGAGAUCUUGCACCACUGACCAAAUCACUUCUUCAAAGGCUUCUCCUUCUUCAUCUUCUCAUAUUAUCUCUUUCGACAACUCGAAUUCAUCGCCAGCUACUUCUCCACACUUCUACGGCCUUGACUCAACUACUGUAAAGCCUAAGACUGAAAUAGGGCCUAAUGGAAAAGUGAACCAUGACCCCUCUAGUUUGUUUGGUCUGGGUUCCUUUGAGGAUCAAUAUGGUUCAACCUAUUAUAACCAGGGAACUAAGAAGGCCGGUGCAUCGACUAGGUCUCCUUUACACGCACAAGAUCAUGUGAUAGCAGAGAGAAAACGCCGCGAAAAGCUUAGCCAGCGAUUCAUAGCUCUUUCAGCAGUGGUUCCUGGCCUGAAAAAGAUGGACAAAGCGUCUGUUCUUGGAGAUGCUAUUAAGUACUUGAAGCAUUUACAAGAGCGCGUAAAGACACUAGAAGAACAAGCUGCCAAGAAAACUAUGGAAUCAGUUGUUUUCGUCAAGAAAUCACAAGUCUAUGCAGAUGAUGAUUCGUCCUCAAUUGAUGAGAACUUCGUUGGAAGUUGCGAUCACCCGCUCCCGGAAAUUGAAGCCAGAGUUUCAGACAAGGAUAUCCUCAUUAAAAUCCAUUGUGAAAAGCAGAAAGGUUGCUUACUCAAAAUACUAAGUGAAGUGGAAAGGCUUCAUUUAAAUGUCCUCAACAGCAGUAUCUUGCCCUUCGGGAAUUCCACCCUUGAUGUAACCAUUGUUGGCCAGAUGGAUGGUGAAUUCUCCAUGACAAUGAAGGAUCUCGUGAGAAACCUAAGACAAGCUCUGGAAUAGUAGCAGUAGUAGUAUAUAUAUAUAUGAUACACUACCUGCAAGAAUUUGAACAUUGAAAAGACCAAGUACGAUAACGAUCCUAUGAUAGCAUUAGCAGCAGCUUUUUAACUUUCCUACUGGUUUGAUGUUUCCAUAACCUCCUGAGAGAAACAUCGUUGUCUCUCAUUCUCUCUGUGUCUCUGUAUCAGUACUGCAGCGAGGUUUCCAUUUUUGCAGCAAAGGGUUUUGUUUUCAGGCAAACGGCUGUUUCGUUUUUUUCGAGUGGUUGACUCGUUGACCAUGUUUUAUAAAACACGUGCUGAAUAUGGAACCCGCAGUUUUUUUUUUCUCUAUUUCUUCUCUUUUUUAGAGGGUUGUAUUAUUUUUUUUAGAGGUUUCCUGUCUCUUUCCCUGUUGUAAUGUAACUUGUAGAGUUUUCCAAGACCGUUUGGUUGGUUUAUCUAAUUAAUCAAUUAAGGUUCAAUUUGCUUUUUUC
This is a messenger RNA of Ricinus communis (castor bean), 1921 nucleotides long. RefSeq names its product transcription factor bHLH18-like. Lineage: Eukaryota; Viridiplantae; Streptophyta; Magnoliopsida; Malpighiales; Euphorbiaceae. Gene Ontology annotation, molecular function: protein dimerization activity. The coding region runs from base 391 to 1446 and encodes 351 amino acids. The record is from RefSeq and is a predicted model, not a curated record. The transcript has 5 exons.